AUGCUGAACUACGCCUUCGACACCUCCACUGAUAUCCGCCAAAUUGACUUGGACAUCAACCGCACCUUUCGAUCAACCACUUUUUUCCGUGAGGCUUUCGGACCACGGCAACAGGCCCUCUUUAACAUCCUCUCAGCCUAUUCGGUCUACAAUUCGGAGGUCGGAUACUGUCAGGUAACUGUCCCAAAUAGGAACUUUGCUAUUUUGCACCCUAUGCUAGCUUCGGUGGGUUUUGAAAGUGAUCGUUCUCGUUGA
This is a messenger RNA of Dibothriocephalus latus, 255 nucleotides long. The record is from the annotation of a GenBank genome assembly. NCBI's taxonomy places the organism in Eukaryota, Metazoa, Platyhelminthes, Cestoda, Diphyllobothriidea, Diphyllobothriidae.